AUGCGCACAGAUAUGCGAAUGAUGGAAAGCGAAUUAGGCAUGCUGCGAUUUAGAGGAUACCUGAGAUUUAAAACAAUACAAGAUUUACAGAAAUUUUACGAAAGUUGCUGUACACCAUUAACUCAGUCGUUGUUCAUUCGUAACCUUAGCUCUGGACUCAAGUAUCUCAACUAUACGUAGCUGCAUACAUCUGAAUGCGAUACGUGUCGAAUGGAGUUUACCUCGAGCGAAAUUAGAUGCGUUUUUUGCAAUUUCAUAUGCACGACAUAAUUGUACUGUUACAAUUUAUAAAAGUAAACCAAAGAAAAAAAUUCUUUUACUUAGCUUCAAAUAUAAAUCUGUAAAAGUUGAAAAAAAUGUUAAAUGUAUACCUCAGACCGUUUCAUAUUACAAUCAAACUAAAUUCGGUGUGGACAUGACCGAUCAAAUGGCGAGGAAAUAUAGCAUAUCUAAAUUCUCGCAGAUGGCCUGUCCAAGGAAACGACAGGGGAAAAUAUAUGGAGACAAGAUUUUUUUACUCCAGUUAACAAUAGUACUUGUUUAUCGUACGCUGAUUAUCGAGAAGCUCGGGAAGAAUAAAAAGAAAGAACAAAUACGGAAGGAACAUUGA
Messenger RNA from Heterotrigona itama, 610 nucleotides. NCBI's taxonomy places the organism in Eukaryota, Metazoa, Arthropoda, Insecta, Hymenoptera, Apidae. The record is from the annotation of a GenBank genome assembly.